GGAAGACGGCUGCCGCGAUUGGCCGAGCGCGGGAGCGGACGUGGCGUGACGCCCGGACGCGCCGCGCGGCCGUUUCCGAGGCGGGUCGCGAUUGGCUGUCCGCGCCGAAGCGGAGGCGCUGCCUAUUGGCUACUGGCGCUUGAGGCGCGCGCUCCGCUCUCUCUCCCUCCUCCCCGUCCUGCCGCAGGGGCUGGCUGGGAUCCGUCCGGGCGGCGAGCAGCGGCGGGAUGCGGGGGCUGCCGUGCGCCGGGUCGGGCUGGGCCGGACGAGGCCUGCGCGUGGGCUUGGCCGUGGCGGCGGCGGCGCUGGUGGCGCAAGUGCUGCGGAGCUGGGCUGCCUCCGAGUCGCGGCGCUUCGAGUUCGACCCCGAGGAGAUCGCCCGCCUCGCCAAGCACCACGCCGGUCUCGACCAUGAGCUGGCCUUCUCCAAGAUCAUAGUGGAGUUGCGCAAGAAGCACCCGGGGCACAUCCUGCCUGACGAGGACUUGCAGUGGGUGUUUGUCAAUGCUGGAGGCUGGAUGGGUUCCAUGUGCCUCCUCCAUGCUUCUCUCUCAGAGUAUGUGCUACUCUUCGGCACAGCCAUUGACAGUGGGGGGCACUCAGGUCGAUACUGGGCCGAUAUUUACGACACGGUCAUCUCCGGGACCUUCCGGCAGUGGAAGGAAGGGAUGACCAAAAGUGAGAUCUACUACCCAGGAGACACCAUCGUCCACCGCUCUGGAGAGGCCACCUCUGUGCAGUGGAGUGCCGGCACAUGGAUGGUGGAGUAUGGCCGAGGCUUCAUCCCCUCCACGCUCACCUUUGCCCUCGCCGACACGGUCUUCAGCACUCAGGACUUCCUCACCCUCUUCUACACGGUGCGCGUUUACGCCAAGGGGCUGCUCCUGGAGGCCAGCGCCUACUUCAGUGACCCGGGUCCCUGAGCGCUUGCUCCUCGGCCCCCCGCCUGCCCGCCCACCCACCUUGGAAUGGAAAGAGCUCCUCUCGCCCUGCCUCCCUCUGGCUGCAUUUUGUAUUAGCCUGGUGCGAAUCGGGUACUUGCACCUACCCCCCCACACACACACACACACAACGCUGGGAGCGCUGUACAUCUUUUGACAAAGAGGGAUCCGACAGCUGUAUUAUAUAUUCUUAGGCUGCUGUUUAUUAAUACCUGAGUGUUUCAUGUAUUUCUGUAAACAGGCCCACUGUCUCCUUGCCAUGCUCCUCAAGGUGCCUGCUGGAUGCCCUCUGGAAAUGUAGGGACUGAGCAUUUGGGGUGUCCUAGAGCCCCGUGGGCGGGGGGGGGGAGUGCGUUCACACAUUCUGGGUAGGAUAGAAUCGCCUCAGCUGCAGCCCCCACCCCUCCACCCCUCCCCAGGCUCGGUGGCCGCACAACUUCUGUUCUUUAAAGUGGGGUUAUGCUUGACCGCCACGGAAGUUAGUGGGAGUUGUGCAGCCACAGCCUGUGGGGGACUGAGCCCUUAAAGUCUGUUUGCACUACUGUAUAACGCAGACAAUAAAGACUUCUUGCUAAAUUAGCCCACCCCUGUUCAAACCCAGCUUAGUUUCUGAGUGUGGACCAGGGUCCCCUUAUUGCAGGCAAGGAGUGGGUGAGCAUUGCCUCAGUCUUGGCUGCAGAAACCAACUCCUGCAAUACCUUGUGCAGGAAGGACCGGUCGGACCUCCUGGCUGCGCAUUGUGGGCCGGGCCCUAGUUGAGUUCUAAUCCGCAGGGCUGGCUUGUAUUGUCGGCUACGCCUUGGAAAGAUCCCUUCUCUUCAGAGGUGAGUAAUGGGCAAGCCUGUCCGGCUGCCUCGGUGGAAACCAUUCGUAUGACUUGCAGCCCUGCUCCCGCACAGACUUGGAAAAUGCUCUUGCAGCAAAGCUCUUUUGUUCUGCAGCGGCUGUGGGCCAGCUAGCUCUUGGUCUGUGUCCUUCACCUGUUUUUCCUGUGUGGCUGAAUGAGUGCCUGCCGGGCCAGCAGCUGGGAGAGUCCCCUUCUGCCCCUCUGCUGAAGUGGGUUGCACGUUCUCAGAGGGCCUCAUCCAGUGCGAUCCUGCACUAUGGAGAGCCGCUAUCCAUUGCCUUAACCUAGAGCCUUACUCUGGCGGCCUCUUCGGCUAUGCACGCAUCUCUCUCUCUCUUUCUCUCUCUGUAUUCCUGCUGGUGUUGAUGUAUCUGGCAGGGGGCCAUUGCUCCCAGGGACGUGUUUUCUUGGCUCAGCCCAGGGACAAGAGCGUUGGCUGCUCAGCUCGGCUGGAGCCUGCUCUGCCUGGAAACGACCUUUCCUUUCUUUUCUUGCACAGUUCCUAAGGACCUAAGAGAACUUGUGCCUCUGCUGCUGUUCUAGACGCCUAAUGGCAAUGUUGUCUAAUGACUGGUUUGGGGGGAGAAACCCUUCUCACCCUAAAUGGAAUAUUAUUUGGUGACUGGGCACCCCAAAAUACUUGACUGCAGAAAUUCUGUCUGCCAGCACUCAUUCUUUGCAAGCAUCUGAAACUGGCCUCAAACCUCCUCCCUGCAGAUAAUUUCUAGUGUUGGUCAGCAGUUGCUGGGGCUUCUGCUUCCUUUGCCCUUAUUGGAACCAGACAGGCUCCUUCUCCCCACCCCAUCCUUACCCUCUUCAUCCGUGCUGGCUCUUGUGCUUUACUUCCUGGGUACAAUUCCCCCAAGUGCAGGUGGAAACCUGUCUUGGCUGCAGGGGGGCUAGUGCUGGAUAGAUUUCGGUCUCAGCAAUACAGUCGCCCUGUCCAGCAGGGAACAGAGGAGGCCUGUUGCUGGAGCAGGAGUAUUCCAGUUGGCAGCUGCCUCGGCAUCCGACUACCUUCUCUCCCUCCCACCAGCAACAACACACUUGCCAGUCAAGCAGACCGUACAGUCCAAGCAGCUUCCAGACGGUGGGUGGGGAUUAGGUGCAGUUGAGUCACCCAGCUUGUGGGAGGGGCCACGUUCCUGAGGAGGCUCAGUUUGGAAGCAGCUCCUAAGAAGACAAGGCUCACACCAAGGGAGCUUUGGUCCCCUGAGCUUUGCAGACAGAAGUUUAUGUCGUGAUUGUGAAAAUGUCAACUCCAUGCAUAGCAGCUGUGAAAAAGACAAAUUCCUUGUUAGGGAUCAUUAGGAAGGGGAUUGAAAAUAAAAAUAUCAUGCCCUUAUACAGAUCUAUGGUGCUGCCACAUUUGGAGUACUGCGUACAGUUCCUGCAUUGUAGAAGUGGAAAAGGUACAGAAGAGGGUAACCAAGAUGAUACGGGGCCUGGAGCACCUUUCUUAUGAGGCAAGGCCACAACACCUGGGGCUAUUUAGUUUAGGGGGGGAGAUCUCCGCGAGGAGACAUGAUAGAGGUCUAUAAAAUCAUGCAUGGUGUGGAGAGAGUAGAUAGAGAGAAAUUCUUCUCCCUCUCACGUAACACUAGAACCAGGGGUCAUCCCAUGAAAUUGAUUGCCAGGAAAUCUAGGACCAACAAACGGAGGUACUUUUUCACACAACGCAUCAUCCACUUGUGGAACUCUCUGCCACAAGAUAUGGUGACAGCCCACAACCUGGAUGGCUCGAAGAGGGGUUUGGAUAACUGACCAAUAGUGCAGUGAUGGCUUGCAGAGAGAUGCUCCAUUGGUAGCCUGCCUCUGCCGCAGCUUCUGUUAGUCCCCCUUGUUUGAUCAAUCCCACGGACUCGCAUUAGCCCCAGCGGUGGGUAGCAAAGAAUUUGUGGUCUCUGCAGGGCAGCAGCCUCAUCACCAUCAGCCAAACAUGUAGCAUGCGUCUGGUUUCUGUCUCAGCACUGUGCAUCUGAUCUUGGUCUCCUGUUUGCCAGCCAGUCUGUUCAGAAUGAAUCCCGUGUGUUUGACUGUUUAUACUUGACAGAAGGAGAAUAUAAUGAAUCGCCAUUAAACUUGU
Molecule: messenger RNA, 3874 nt
Organism: Hemicordylus capensis (graceful crag lizard)
Lineage: Eukaryota; Metazoa; Chordata; Lepidosauria; Squamata; Cordylidae
Gene: SIGMAR1
Product: sigma non-opioid intracellular receptor 1
Exons: 4
Coding region: 228-923 (231 amino acids)
Cellular component (GO): endoplasmic reticulum
Source: RefSeq, a predicted model, not a curated record